AUGUCAACAGACCACUUCGUCACCGACGAAGUCAGCGCGAAAUCAGCGGCUCUGCCUGACGCGCAGAAUGCAUCGAACCUCUCACUCCGCGCAGUGAGACCAGUAGACAUUCAGGUCCGCAACGUAUCACUGCAGAUCAACACCACCCCGCCAAUAUGGAAGCAAGCCCCGUCGCACAUGUGGCGCCACAUCCGUGGCCAGAACCAACAGACCAGCAAGACUGUCCUGAGCAACAUCUCCGCCUCCAUGGAUUGCGGAACCCUAACUGCCAUCAUUGGAAGUAGCGGUUCAGGCAAAACAUCUCUCCUGAAUUUAAUGGCCGCCCGGAUGAAUCUGUCCCGCGCCCGCACAACAGGCACGACAACAUUCAAUGGCGAGGACAUCGCGCAUGUGCGCAGCGCCUACGUCAUGCAGGAGGAUGUCCUCAUCCCGACGCUAACAGUCCGAGAGACGCUGCGCUACUCGGCUGAUCUACGUCUUCCCCCUCCGACGACUGUGGCCGAGCGCCAUGCGAUCGUGGAGCAGGUAAUUCUGGAACUGGGACUGAAAGAGUGCGCGGAUACGCGAAUAGGCAAUGAUGCGCACAAGGGCUGCAGUGGCGGCGAGAAAAGGCGCACGAGUAUCGGUGUGCAGCUUUUGGCUAAUCCGUCUGUGUUGUUUUGCGAUGAGCCUACGACAGGGUUGGAUGCGACUAGUGCGUUUCAGAUUAUUCGGACUUUGAAGGGGUUGACGAUGCAGGGGCGUACUGUUGUGGUCUCGAUUCAUGCGCCGCGCUCUGAGAUCUGGAGACUUUUUGAUAAUGCGGUGCUGCUUGCUAGGGGGGCUGCGCUUUAUAGUGGUUCGCUGGCUGGGUCGUUGAGCCACUUUCAGGAAUGUGGGUUUGUUCUUCCGGCUUUUGUUAACCCGGCGGAGUUUCUGAUUGAUCUUGCUGCUAUUGAUAAUCGGACGGAAGAGCUGGAGGCUGCUUCGCGGGCUAGAGUGCUGCGAUUGACGGAGAUUUGGAGAUUGAAACAGGACAAUGUUACUCGGUUGAGUAAGGAGAAAGGAGAGGCUAUUCCGACCCACCAGGAGGAUGAUCUGGAUGGCCUUGAGCACGGUAGUGUGAACACGGUUUCAUUCGGUCGACAGUUUCACGUUCUCACAUCUCGCACUUUCUCCACUACCAUCCGCGAUCCGAUGGGCGUUGCUGGCAGCCUCGUUGAGUCGAUUGGAAUGGCCGUUCUCAAUGGAUGGAUCUUUUUACAGCUCCGCGAAGACCAGGCAGGGAUCCGCUCGCGACAGGGUAGUCUGUACACAGCUUGCAGCUUGAACGGAUAUCUGGUUCUGCUGUAUGAGGUGUAUCGUCUAACAAUUGACAUUCGUCUCUUCGAUCGAGAACACAACGAAGGCGUGGUCAGUGUGCCAGCUUUCCUCCUCAGCCGACGAGCAGCUCGACUGCUUCUGGAGGACCUACCCAUGCCACUUAUCUUCUCUCUCAUCUUCUACUUCAUGGUCGGGUACCGCGAGGACGCAAGUCAAUUCUUCAUUUUCUUCGUCCUCGCAGUACUCACGCACUACACCGCCGUGACAUUCGCGAUGGCUGCGAUCAGCAUGGCACGAAGCUUUUCCGGCGCAAGUCUCGUAGCCAACCUAUGCUUCACUGUGCAAUCUUUCGCAUGCGGAUACUUUGUCCAGUCGAAUCAGAUUCCUGUCUACGUGAGAUGGCUGAAGUGGUGUGCAUACGCGUACUACACAUUUGGUGCGCUAUGCGCGAACGAAUUCAUGGGAUUACAUGGCCCAGAAGGCGGUCAUUUCUAUGACUGUCCGUAUUCCAAAGACCCGCAUGAUCCGAUGUGCAGGCAAUUCCAGGGACAAUAUAUUAUGGAGAAUCUCGGAUUUCCAUCAAACUGGAUCUGGCGACCCAUCGUGGUCCUGGUUGCUUUCGUGAUUGUCCAUUACUUAUUUGCUGGGCUGUUAUUGCAGUAUAACCGCUUCGCGAUUGAUAUUGCACAAGCACGACAGAGCGAGGGUGAUGCCUCGAAUGCGAAAUCAAAGAUUGCUAUUCGUUCAUCAGAAGAGGUUCGCAAGGUGGAUAUAUCACUUGAGCAGUAUGCGCUGGAGAUUCGGAAGAAACGUUUUCCAUGGCAGGCUGCGCAGAGCUUGCAGGUUCUCAGACCUAUCACUACGCAAUUCCAAUCUGGGAAAUUGAACGUCAUCAUGGGGCCAUCGGGAAGUGGCAAGACAACACUGCUAAACUCCGUUGCAUGUCGACUGCAGGGGUCGAUGGGUACGCAAUAUCGAGUGUACGGGAACAUGCUGUACAAUGGUGCUGUGCCAUCCAAAAGCGUGAUUCGGUCGGUCACGUCUUUUGUAACGCAAGAUGACGACGCCCUCAUGCCUUCUCUGACGGUAAGGGAGAGUCUGCGUUAUGCAGCAGGUCUCCGUCUACCGGGGUGGAUGUCGCGGGAAGAGAAGAACCGACGAGCCGAAGAAAUCCUGUACAAGAUGGGACUCAAAGAGUGCGCCGACAACUUCAUCGGCAGCACCUUGAUCAAAGGCAUAAGCGGCGGGGAGAAACGACGUGUUUCAAUCGCCAUUCAAAUCCUGACAGACCCAAAGGUUCUCCUGCUGGACGAACCAACCUCUGGCCUGGACGCCUUCACAGCAUUAUCCAUCAUUGAGCUUCUGAAGAACCUCGCAGCCGAAGGCCGCACGCUGAUUCUAACACUCCACCAAUCUCGCUCGGACCUGUUCCCACACUUCUCGAGAGUCCUUUUACUAGCACGCGGGGGAUACCCCGUGUACGCCGGGGCAGGGAGUAACAUGGUUGAGCAUUUCGCAGGAUUGGGCCAUGACUGUCCUCGCACGACUAAUCCCGCAGAUUACGUACUUGAUCUCAUCACAGUUGAUCUCCAACAAGAGGACCGUGAAGCGAUUACACGCGAGCGUGUUCAAAAGCUCAUCAGCCAGUGGCAGGAUGGACCCCUUGAGCCGAAACUGGACCACGAGUCGCGUAUCGCCACGCCCGCGGAGCUAGGGAGUCUCAAGCGCCAGAUGCUACCAUUCCGCGAGACAUUCCCACUGGUUUUGCGUCGGUCGAUGAUAAAUCUAUGGCGCCAACCACCACUCGUCAUGUCGCGGUUAAUGCAAGUUCCAGGCAUUGCGAUUAUCAUGACGCUGUUCUUUGCGCCGCUUCAGAAUGACUAUGUAGCUGUGCAGUCGCGGAUGGGAUUCAUUCAGGAAUUCGCUGCCCUGUACUUCGUCGGAAUGCUUCAGAAUAUCGCCAUUUACCCCGGUGAGCGGGAUGUCUUCUACCGCGAAGAAGAAGACAGCUGCUACACUAGCUCGACCUUUUUACUAAGUUACACAGUGAUCGAGUUGCCCUCUGAGGUCAUCGUCUCGCUAAUCUUUGGUGCUCUGGCGGCAUUUGCCUCUAAUCUGAAGCGCACGACAACCAUGUUCCUAAUCAGUUCCUUCAAUUGCUUCUGCAUCAUCAACUGCGGCGAAUCCGUGGGGAUAAUGUUCUGCACGCUAUUCUCCCACGUCGGCUUCGCAGUUAACAUCACCUCCGUGCUGAUGUCGAUCUCGGCCAUUCUCGGCGGCGUCAUGAGUCUGGACGUCCAUCCUGUUUUACAGGCUCUGAACCACGUCUCGCCAAUUAAGUAUUCCAUUGCGAAUCUGGCCCCGUUUUCAAUGCACGCCCAGAAAUUUCACUGUACUUCUGAGCAGCUCGUUGAUGGGGUUUGUGUGUACACUUCAGGCGAGAGCGUGCUGGAUUUGUUCCACUUGAACAAAGACGGGCCUAUGAAUGUGAUGGCUCUGGGGGUAUGUACGAUCGUCUACCGACUUUUCGCUUAUGCUUUACUCAAAGCAAUGAGGUCUCAUCGACUCAUGGAACGGUGGAGGGAAUGGCGGGCUCAGAAGAGUGGUUGA
Messenger RNA from Penicillium olsonii, 3912 nucleotides. The record is from the annotation of a GenBank genome assembly. NCBI's taxonomy places the organism in Eukaryota, Fungi, Ascomycota, Eurotiomycetes, Eurotiales, Aspergillaceae.